AUGAUGCUCUUCAUUUAUUGGCCUUUGUCCUAUUUUGGCAUCCUGGCCCACCUGACAAAAAGAAAAUGGAAGGCCUAUUUCGCCGAGCAGGUUAGACAGAGCUGGGUCACACUUCUGCUGCACCUGCAAGACCCGAACCCCAAGGUUUCAAUGGAAUGCAGAGCUACGUUUCACUUCGGUGCCCCGUUUUUGGGACUGAAGAGGCUCCAAACAGCAAUUAAUGAACACCUUGAUGGCACAGCCGAGCUGAAGCCUGAAGAGCUCCAGGUGGACAUUUGCAGACACCUUGCCAAAGAGAAUGCAGAGCUCCUGGAGAACUUGUACAAAAUCACCAUCACAUACUUCUGUAGCAGCUGGGAAGAGAUCCGGGCAGUUGCAGCCAAGUUAGCUGGUGAGAGAUGAUACCCAGUGUGCCUUUUGGUAUUCCCAUUGAGGGAGACAGGAAAAAAAUCCCACUGUGCAGCACUGAGCUGCUAUUAAUCUCUCUGUGCCUCAGCUUCCCAUACAUAAAUGGGGAUGUUAA
Dermochelys coriacea (leatherback sea turtle) is the source of this 523-nucleotide messenger RNA. Its product is annotated as maestro heat-like repeat-containing protein family member 2B. The record is from RefSeq and is a predicted model, not a curated record. Gene Ontology annotation, cellular component: cytoplasm. Lineage: Eukaryota; Metazoa; Chordata; Testudines; Dermochelyidae. The transcript has 3 exons. The coding region runs from base 1 to 402 and encodes 133 amino acids.